Xylaria bambusicola is the source of this 2192-nucleotide messenger RNA. Its product is annotated as putative MFS quinate transporter. The transcript is spliced from 7 exons. Gene Ontology annotation, molecular function: carbohydrate:proton symporter activity. The coding region runs from base 336 to 1823 and encodes 495 amino acids. Gene Ontology annotation, cellular component: membrane. The record is from RefSeq and is a predicted model, not a curated record. Gene Ontology annotation, biological process: transmembrane transport; carbohydrate transport. Lineage: Eukaryota; Fungi; Ascomycota; Sordariomycetes; Xylariales; Xylariaceae.
CGAAAGUAUGGCCACUCGUUCAUCAUCUGGUACAUCGUCAACAGCUCGGUCGCGAUCGACGAUGAUUGGCCAGUGACCAGAACUCUUAGCGUCGCUCGUUUCCCCAACUUUCGGGGUUCGGUAGUAAUAACACCUCAUUGGCUGAGCUUGCGGUGACGUGAUAAUGGAUACAUGUUGUUCAACGUCCCAGAAACCCUGUUGAAUGAGCCUAGGCAAAGGGCAAAAUGAAGAUGAUCACCGCUUCUAUAAAUUGGGGGAUGAGGGGAGGCUUUGACUAGCCCUUCUGGCUUCGCUCAUGUCAUGCAGCGACGAUAGCGACGGUAGACAUCGUCGAGAUGAAGGACUCCGUUACUCUAGGUAAAGUGCGAGCCUACUGGCUCGGCUCUGUGGUGUGUUUUGGUGGUUUCCUUUUCGGUUAUGAUAGUGGCAUUGUUAGUGGUGUCUUGACACUCGACUCUUUUCGCGACGACUACCGUUAUGGCGACGCUGGUGCAACCCGAGCGAGCUCUCUGUCUGUUAGUCUUCAGCAACUCGGUGCAUUUGUGGCCUGCUUCCUUGCAUGGCCUCUUACAGACAAGUUGGGGCGUAAGAAGGCCUUGAUGUUGUCUUCCGCAGUGUUCAUCAUUGGCGUUAUCAUCCAGACCAUCAACACCCACUCACUCACCGCAUUCUAUAUUGCCCGUGUCAUUGCCGGGCUUGGACUCGGUGCUUCUACAGUUGUGGUGCCCAUGUUUAACAGUGAGAUGAUGCCCAAGGAGCUGAGAGGCCAGGUUGGCUCCUUUUUCCAAUGGUUUUUUACCUUCGGUAUCUUUAUAUCGUAUUGGGUUGAUUAUGGGGUUGCUAAGAACAUCUCGGAUACCGACCCAUCACAAUGGCAGAUUCCAAUCGGCCUGCAACUUUUACCCGCAGGUAUCCUCGGGCUUGGCAUGUUCACCGUACCGGAGAGUGCGCGAUGGCUUACCAAGAAAGGUCGCCAUGAUGAAGCAUGGAAAAGUCUCCAGUGGAUUCGUGCCGACAGCUCUCAGGUCACUAUCGAUGAGAUGGAAGAGAUUCGCGCUGGUGUAGUUGCAGAAGCUCGAGCUACUGAGGGUUUCCAAUUCAAAGAACUGCUUCAGGGCGAAAACUUCAAGCGCGUGCUCGCCGCCUUCGCUGUUUUCACGGCUCAACAGGCGACCGGAGCCACGGCUUUUGCAUACUUCGGUCCACAAUAUUUCAAGCUCAUUGUAGGGAGCGGUGACCGAAGCCUGCUCGUUACUGCAAUUUUUGGCGCUGUCAAGGUUGUAGCUUGUGGCAUCUUUGUUCUCUUCUUUGCGGAGAGAUUAUCCCGUCGUCAAGUUCUCAUAGGAGGCGCCGUUUUCAUGAGCGCGUGCCAAAUCGUCACCGCAGCAGUAGUCAAAUCCUUCCCAGCCCCCGAAGAACAACAGGCGACCGUCAGCCCUCCAGCCAUUGCAACGAUUGCCCUCAUCUACCUCUUCGUGGUUGCAUACAAUUUUAGCUGGGGUCCUAUGCCAUGGCCCUAUGUUUCCGAAAUAUUUUCUCCGCGCAUUAGAGAGCCCGGUGUCGCGAUCGGUGUGGCCUCACAGUGGCUAUGGAACUUCGUUUUCUCCCUCACAACCCCCUAUAUGAUCGCAUCUCUUGGGUGGGGGACGUUCCUUGUGUGGGGCAUCUUCGACUUAUUCAUUGCUGGUUUCACGUUCUUCCUUUUGAAAGAGACUCGAGGCCUGUCGCUUGAGCGCAUUGCGCAAUCACGUUUCAAGGCGCAUAGCACUUCAUCUGAAGAGUGGCUGGAAGGUCCAGCGAAGGACACAACGAGGGACGACUAAACCCAUGCGCGAGUGAUAUUCAUUCGAUUGAGCUUCUAGCUUUGUAAAGGCAAUUAUACUCGUUAAUGCGGAUACUCGUGAUAUACAAGCUGCCAAAGCGAAUGCAUAAUCCACCCUCUAUAUAUAGUAUCACUAGUUCUCAAACGUAUGGGUCUUGACUGUUCCCCAGAUUGAUAGCGUAGCAUCCCCUUUCUUUAUAUUGCAUAUCUCCACAGAUCUCGGUUUGUAAUAGCCCGACGCACUUGUCGCGCUAGAGAUACUUCCCAUCCAAAGCUGUCGUGUUUCCAGUACUAGCAUACAACAUCAAGCUCCUAAAACAGACACACCCUCCAAGUUGUCUAUAAUUAUCAAACCCAAAUGGACAUAAUC